UCAGCCCCCUGGGAAAGUACAUAUCUGUGAGGCGCUCCCUGCCCGCCGCUUGCACACGGCUGGCGCCCGGUCCCGCACGGAUCAAGCCCGGCAGCUCCGCUCCGCUCCCCGGGGGCCUGCUCCGGAAUUGGGGCUGCUCCGCAACUUCACAAACUUUGCUUUCGGAAGUAGUUCGUGCGAGGACGCGCCCUAGCCCACCGCCACCAUGGAUGCCAUCAAGAAGAAGAUGCAGAUGCUGAAGCUGGACAAGGAGAACGCCUUGGAUAGAGCCGAGCAAGCCGAAGCGGACAAGAAGGCAGCGGAGGAGAGAAGCAAGCAGCUGGAGGACGAACUGGUGGCUCUACAAAAGAAGCUGAAGGCCACUGAGGAUGAGCUGGACAAAUACUCCGAGUCCCUUAAAGAUGCACAGGAAAAGUUGGAACUGGCUGACAAAAAGGCCACAGAUGCUGAGAGUGAAGUUGCUUCUCUGAACAGACGCAUCCAGCUGGUUGAGGAAGAGUUGGAUCGGGCUCAGGAGCGCUUGGCUACUGCCCUGCAAAAGCUGGAGGAGGCUGAGAAGGCUGCAGAUGAGAGUGAAAGAGGAAUGAAGGUCAUUGAAAAUAGAGCCCAGAAGGAUGAAGAGAAGAUGGAAAUCCAGGAGAUCCAGCUUAAAGAGGCUAAGCACAUUGCUGAGGAGGCUGACCGCAAGUAUGAAGAGGUGGCUCGUAAGCUGGUGAUCAUUGAGAGUGACCUGGAGCGCGCUGAGGAGCGUGCUGAGCUAUCAGAAAGCAAAUGUGCUGAGCUUGAAGAGGAGUUGAAAACUGUGACCAACAACCUGAAGUCGCUGGAGGCUCAGGCUGAGAAGUACUCACAGAAAGAAGACAAGUAUGAAGAGGAGAUUAAAGUUCUGACUGACAAACUGAAGGAGGCUGAGACCCGUGCUGAGUUUGCUGAGAGGUCAGUAACCAAGCUGGAGAAGAGCAUUGACGACCUAGAAGAGAAAGUGGCGCAUGCCAAAGAAGAAAACCUUAGUAUGCAUCAGAUGCUGGAUCAAACUUUACUGGAGUUAAACAACAUGUGAAAACCUUCUUAGUGGCAACCACACUAUUUGUUUUAUUAUUCUUACACCUGCUUGCCGUGGAGCCCCAUAAACAUGUCUUUAUUUUAGUUUUACCACAGUCACAAGAACAUCUGCUUAAUUAUCAAGCAGGGGUCAGGGAAACACCAAAAUGGGCAAGCCAUAUGCGGGUUAAGUGACAUUACAUUAUGGGUUAAACGUGCCAUUUCCCAACAGAAAUGUUACCUACACUUUGUAGAGAGUUCAGCAAUUCGGUUUGCUUAGUCCUUGAAGAAUCCUGGCUGUGGCAGAAAGUUUCCCACCUCAAGUGCCAACUACAGUUUUUACACGAGAAGAAUGAUUCAUGUUCAAGAGAGAUCAGGUGGAAAUGGUGCUAUUUUCAACAAAAGGUUCUACUUGAAGUCUUUUGUUUGAUAUCAGACAAGUCAGGAGUUGUCCAGCACAGUAAUUUAUUUUUAUCAUAACUUGACUGAUCUGUGAGAAUUUGGACUUUCUGUGCCUUCUAAUUCAGUAAAAUGAAGAUAUAUAAGCAGUGGAGACAAGUGAAGGCUUCUGAAGGUUUUAAAUUGUAUUCUUGCAACUCAAUACAGAAGUGUAGGUCAGCAUUUCACCUUGAGUUUUCAUUCAAUUGUAUUUUUCAUGUUGAAAUGAAAGAGUCAAUAAAUUCAGGACAAAACAUUAAUUUGGAAGAGAUUGUGUUAAAAUGUAUUUUAUUUGUGGGGGAUUUGGGGUAGGGGAGGAAUUUUUAAACUGAUAUUUGCCUCACUUUUUUCACACUUUCUUUGAGCAGUCUUAAAAGUAUACCUGUAUGUAAACAUUGUAUAAUUAUAUGAAAUAAAAUGCACAUUUUAGGACACUUUUUUAA
Cyanistes caeruleus (blue tit) is the source of this 1922-nucleotide messenger RNA. It is a transcript of the gene TPM1, whose product is annotated as tropomyosin 1. The record is from RefSeq and is a predicted model, not a curated record. NCBI's taxonomy places the organism in Eukaryota, Metazoa, Chordata, Aves, Passeriformes, Paridae.